Brassica oleracea var. oleracea is the source of this 1266-nucleotide messenger RNA. RefSeq lists its product as uncharacterized. Bases 759 to 1106 code for a protein of 115 amino acids. The transcript is spliced from 4 exons. Lineage: Eukaryota; Viridiplantae; Streptophyta; Magnoliopsida; Brassicales; Brassicaceae. The record is from RefSeq and is a predicted model, not a curated record.
AAGAUAAGUCAAUUGGAUAGAGAAAAGCUUAGCAUAUGAUAAGUUAAUUGGUCAAAAUCAAAAUCAGUUUCCUGGUGCACAAAUGAUUUGUUUCACGAUAAAGUUUUUCAUGUAUUUGCUUGUUUAGCAACCAAACAAGAAAGGGUCUUCAAGUUGAUAAAUCUAAUUCACAUAUGAUUGAAUUAUUUUUAAAUUGCAGAAUAACCCAUACUUUCACUCGUCAAAAAGUUAGGAAAUGAAUAGAGGUAAAUUCAUGGUCAUAUAGAAAAGAAAACAAAAUGAAUAAGAUGAUUACCAUUUAGAGAUCACAACUCAUAUGGAUUUGGGGACAUCGAAUGAAUUUAUGCAUUACGCAUGAGUUGUGUUUGCUAUUAUCAUAUUACAUUGAAUAUGUUGUGUCUCGCUCUUUAGUUCUUAAUUAUUCUGUUUUGGAUAUGCCUUUCUUCGUUUUGAGCUUCUUGUGUAUCAAAUGAUAUUUAAUAAAAAAUGUUUAUCACCAACAUUGUUCUAUAUGGUUUUCUUCAAAUGGAAAACAUCGAGUCAUCGACAUAAAAAACCACGUACAUAAAAGAUAAUUUUAAAUUGUGACCGAAUGUUCUUGCGAGGAUGGGAUCCGGGUAUCUUGUAUGGAUGUGGAAUCCAGAGGAUCAAUCACAAAGGGAUUCGAGGCUGGAAACUUGGUUGGACUUGUCUCGUCCAGUUCAGCGCCUGCAAUCUCUCUGGCUGGGUCUCCUUAAAACCAAAUUCAGAGAAUAGGAAUGGAGAUGGAAAAGCCGAUGGGGUUUUGUUCCAUGCUAGAGAGGUCCUUUGGGUCUACAUGGCUUAGGCUUGAGGAGGAUCACGGAUCACCAUUCGGUCCUUCCGAGUUGAGGCAUAUGGGAAGGAUAAGUAGAUCAUGGCUCAAAACAUUUGUCUGCCUCCCGUGUGUUAAUCUUGGGAUUGUGAUCGGCCCUGUUACAUGUAUAAUACUAGAGUAUGGGUGUCACAGAUCAGGAGGAGCGCAUUCUCAUCAACAAACAGAUCAGGAAGUCACAGAGAGAUUGAGCACAGCUUCUGCAGGCUUAAACCUGGUCAACAAGGAGAAUGCCAUGAAAAUUCUAAGAUAGUUGUGAAGAAACCAAGGUAUAGCGCAAGAUCGAACAAGUGUGCGGGUGUCAUUACGAAUGUGUCUUAAAAUGAUGCAACACUAAUUAUCAGAGAUAUUGUUCUGUUUGAAGGGAAUUAUGUCCCUUUUAUCUUUGUCAUCAUAACUUUAUCAUAUGUAUG